AUGUAUUUGUGUGUGAUUUUUGUGUGCUUGUGCAUUGUUAGUGCCGCAUACGGAUCAGGAAAUUCAUUAAAAGACCCCUAUAUCUGUGGACCACCGUCAUGUGCAGCUUCCGAGAAAUUCAAAUAUUUCUCCCAAACAGUUUACUACUAUGAAUACAAAGUAAAGGUGGAAACAUAUUUUGCUGGAUCUAGCAACUACCGGUCAUGGCUGGAUACCAAAGCUCAAGUCAAAGUGCAAUUCAUUAGCCCCUGUGAAGGUCUGCUGCACUUAGAAGACAUAAUACUUACAGAUCAGGAUGAAUACUAUCCAAUCGAAAGAACUGAGAAGUUUAUACAAGCUCUCUCACAGUUUGACCUCAGAUUUGCAUUCCAUGAUGGCAUCAUAUCCGAAAUAUGUCCUGAUAACUUGGAGGAAGAUUGGGUCCUUAACUUCAAGAGAGCUAUACUAUCGCUCUUUCAAAAUAGUAUGAAGAGAUUUGACAUCAAUUUCAAUGGGGUUGAGCAAGACAUUCAUGGCACAUGCAACGUUGAGUACACAGUACGCGGACAAGAGAACACCAGCUUGAUUCUGGUAAAGAAGAGGGAUCUGGCUUUAUGUACGGAUAGAUACAAAUACAUGUCUAUAUUGCAGACUGUGCGUUACGAUUUUCAAAGUAAAUUUCAAACCUGGCCAGUUUUAAAAUCAGAAAGCAAAUGCCGUAUCACAGUUGACCAUAACAUUUACAAAGCUGUGAACUGUCGAGAAAGACAUCUCUUCGAACCCUUCUCCGGAAAGAACUCUGGCGCAAUAUCAACCGUUAUUCAGGACUUGGAGCUGAUCAAGGAACUUAAUAAAACUGAUAUUGAAGUUAUGGAAUCCCAACCUAAAGCUUGGUCAGUUAUACAAAAGCGUUCGAAUAUCCUUCAUCAUCACACCCCACAGAAUAAAGGUGACACAGGAGAGUUGAAGUCUGCAAGGGAUGUGCUCAAGUUGCUUUGCUUAGUCAAGCAAACCCCUGACGGUGAGAUGACCAGCGUUGACGAGAACAUGGACAGCGGCUCAAUAGUGGGCUUGUGGGGACGAUUGGUCAGAUCCGCUCGGAAACUGCAUCAUCCUGCGUUGGCACAGCUGCUUUUACGCGCACCUACCAUUUGUCCGGCUGCAACAAAACAUAUUCUGGAUGCGCUACCUUACAUUGCAAGCACCGGCUCAGUGGAACUAAUAAAAGAUAAGGUGGUGAAUGAAGACGUGGAUAAGGAGACUCGACAUGAGUGGCUUAUGUCGAUGGCUAUGAUACCUAGGCCUAAAGUAGAAAUGCUUAAGAGCACGCUGGAACUGCUUCAAAAGCAAAAGAACGACAAAGUUAUCAGUUUCACAGUAUCGUCCAUGAUGCAUUCCUACUGUAAGCACAGCGGUAAAUCCUUACGUGAAUGCUGCGAAGAAGAAAUUCCAAAGCAAAUCUUGGAAGUAUUCCAAAGCAUUGUAACAGAGGUUACGGGUAGAGGUCUUACAAAUGCACCGAGAGAGGAUAGAGACAAACUCGUGUACGCGAUCAAAGCCCUGGGUAACAUCGGAGGAUUCAAGCAGGAAUUUGCGGAUGUCCUAAUAAAUAUAAUUGGCGAUGCCUUAGUGCCUGUACCUAUUCGUCUGACCGCUAUCGACGCAUUCAGAAGGACGCCAUGUACUGAGACACGCGAGUACUUUUUAGAAACGUUCCGAGAAGAUCUAGUGGAUAUAGAAGUACGCCUUGCUUCUUAUUUACAAGUGAUGCGGUGUCCAGAUUUGAGCAUUAUAAGAAGGAUUUUCCAUGCUUUGAGAAACGAACCAGUUAAUCAAGCGGCAACAUUCGUAUGGAGUCAUUUAAACAACCUAGGACAGUCCUCACUGCCGUCCCGAGUUGAAAUCCAAGGUCUUCUCUCCGGCAAUACGAUGCCGCAACUCGAGGAUAGUCCAGACUUCAGGAUGUUCUCUAGGAACUACGAACAGAGUGUUUUCUUCGAUCAGUACAAUGCAGGUGGUAACUAUGAAGCCAAUGUGGUGUUCUCUCCUGAUUCCUACAUUCCAAGAUCUGUAUCGCUCAACUUGACCGUUGAUAUGUUUGGUGAAUCUAUCAAUCUGCUAGAGAUUAAAGCACGCGGUGAAGGUUUUGAAAGAUACUUCGAAACAUUUUUUGGUAAAAACGGACCAUUUAGCAAAAAUGAAUUAACUAAGAAAGUAAGCAAUUUACGAUUCUUCAGAUCCGCAAACGAAGCGGACGAACUACAAGGGAAAAUCGACGAUCUUGGAUACAAAAACAACGCUCUUAAGCACCGUUAUCCAAUGGCAGAGUUGGGUAUCAAAGUAUUCGGCAAUGAAAUAUCAUUCUGGAGCGCGGAGGGCUCUGAUGAAAUAGUUAAGUCAUUGGAGAGGUUGAACCCUAAACUGAGGAUAUUGGAGAUAUUGUCUGGAAAGGAAAUAAAAUACAACAAAGCGUCCCUUUUCCUGGACACUACUUUCUCAGUGCCAACUGGAUGCGGUCUACCAUUAAACAUGAACCUAAUGGGUACGAGCUACGUGGACACCAAGAUGUCUGGGACUGUGGUUGAUAAGUACGAGCAGUCGGGUAACUUGGAAUUUGCCGGAAUGAUAAGACCUAGUGUUGCAGUAAACAUAGCAGCAACCAUGGGUGUUGUAGCGAGCACGCUGACUUCUAGCGGCAUUCGUUUAAACGCCCGUUUGUAUACCGCAACAUCAGUAGAGGCUAAACUGAGUGUACGAGGGUUGAACAUGUUGCGACUCGAUUUGUCGCUGCCGAGAGAUAAACAGGAAAUUUUUGCUGCUAAGUCUGAGCUCAUCAUUCUCCACGGCGAUAAAGAGCUUCAGCAGCAGGGAUUGAACCGGAACAGAAUUGAGCAGAACACUUGUAGCUGGAGCACUUUCGAUAAAGCCAUCGGCAUCAAAGUGUGCGCUUCUUAUCAGUUCCCAAACAUGACGAAUCUACCUAACGCGCCCUACUUCAUCAUGAGCGGACCAGCUAAGUACAUAUUGUCGUUGGAGAAGGCCGAUCCAUCGGCAAAGACUUACGCCUUCCAGUACAAGUGGAGUAGGAACGCGACCACAGACGUUAUAGGCUUCUCAUUUGAUACACCCAAUAGUAAGGAGAAACGUAUGAUUGACGCCUCAAUGAUAAUCUCCAAUACAUCCAGCUCCGCGUCCUUGACCCUGCAAUCAGCGCGAAGCACAUUGAAAGCAAAAGCAAUGUAUAAAAAUAAACAAUACGACAAAUCACUGGAAGCCAGUUUGGACGUGGACGGUCGCAAGCAGUUCGACACCGUCAUGUCGUUGAAGAGGCACGAUAUUAAAUAUGGCUACGUGUGGCUGCCUCACGCUUAUUGGGUCAUUAAUAAUGAAACUAUCGCUGAACUAUCUGGAAGUGUUAAAGUGAAAACUAAAAGUGAAGUCACCCAAUGGGACAUCACAACGGAUUUCCAGACGCGUCAACUCGCGAGUAGACUCAUUGGAUAUUAUACCUUAAAUGGACCAACACAUGGUGCAAAAUUGCAACUCGACUAUCAGUUCUACAGAAACCCAAAACAGACCAUUCGAUUGGAGGGAGUGUAUAGCGAAAGGAUUAUUGGUUACAGGCACGAUCUGUAUGGAGAAUUGGCUAUGGAAUUUACCGCUUAUCCAGGAUAUAAUUUUUACUCAGUACUCAGGAAUGUGAAAACGCAAAGCCACAUGGACAUAGGUUUCAACGUGAGUGCAUCAAGACAACAAAAAUCCGAGCCGGCCUUCACAUUCAUCUUGAGGCGCAUCGACAAACUUAACGGAGUGAAACUCAAUACUGAGAUUGCUAUGACUCGAUCACAGAAGCCUAUUUACUUUAAGUUUCAGUUUGAAGAGAUCGGUCCAAAAUAUUCAGCACUGGCCGUACUUAACUUCAAUCCAAAGUCGCGUGAGAUAAUGUUAUCCGGCUACUUAUUCGCGCCUCCAGGGUCACAGUUAUACGUAGACGCCGAACUCAAUGUUACCUUGCCUACCUUACACCCAUGCACUCUAAAAGCAAAACUGCACGAGAAGCAAGCUAAUGAGUUUCAACUUAACGCAGUCGGCAUUUGGUUCACGGGAGUGGACUACAACGUGGACGCGCUAUACCAAGACCAAUCGAAGACCAAUCUCGCAUCGCACCGAGUCAAAGUUAUAAUAAACAGCAGCCAUUUCAAGGAUAUCUCUGUCGACGCGAGAUUCACACAGGAUAACCGACAAAUCACCUUUAUUGGUCAGGGUGAAUACAACGAAGACAGUUACCGUACGUUGAUACGUUACGUGCUACUCUCAGAACAGAACUUCACCACUUAUGUAGAGAUGGACGUGAGUGGACAGACCUAUAGUCUCAACCUGAAUGCUGACCUCAACAACAACACCAACCUCAAUAUGGACCUGCACAUAGAUCAGCUGCGAGACGUGCAAAUAUCAUACCAACGUUGGAACAGCGACAGCCAGAAACGUCUCAGCGCGUCCAUUAACUGGGAUGCGAACCGAGACCCUUCACAAAAGCUAAGCGUAGACAUACAACUGGACCGCCUGGCCAAGUGGCACCGAGCCGGCAGACUCACAUUACACUAUCCAGGGCGACUUAUCAACGGGGAGUACGAAUUUCUGCUCAAAGAUUGGUUCUGCGAGUGGCACGUGCGCAUGGGCUGGGCGAGCGACGCGACUGUGCUGUGGCGCGUCAAGAUGUAUUCGGAGGCGCGCGACCAGACCGUGUACGCGUUGCUCUCCAGUCUGGACACGCCCUUCGCUGGCUGGCGGGACACGAGCUUCAAUGUCAUGUGGCGCUACCACGACAACUUGCAAGCACUAAACGGCAGUAUGAACUGGCAAGAGGACUACCUCGCCUUCAGUCUCCUAGCCGAUUAUCUGUUCAAAACGAACGAGUUCUACGGCGAAAUCAACGCGCUGGUCAACUCCACUAUACCGACAUUGCCUAAAGCUGCCGCAAUUGCGAAACAUCGAGUAGUUUGGAAAAAGAGCGCGGAUACGUUGCUCAGUUUUCAGUACAACGAAGAUGGUAUGCUUAUGAUCAAUUCAUCUUGGCAUCUGGACAGAGGACAGAACGAAAAUAACAUUACUGGAAGAGUCAUGAUUAUUACGCCUUUCCAGGGAUACAGAAAGGGAUUCCUACGCACGGAGUUCGUGUUGGGGCACAAACGAGAUAUCAAAGGCGUCACUUACUUGGAUUUAGAAGAGAAAGUUGUCAAGAUAUACGUUGACGGGUACAUGCGCAGAGUCACAAACUGUAUGUUGGUAAUAAAUGUAACGAGCCCAGUGGGAGAACUAUCCCGUAUGUCGGCGCGAUUCGGUUUCGUGGAGAAAGACCGCCAUCUUGUUGCCAUGGUCGUCACGCCUAACUCCACCACUGGUAUCGAGGUGCUACUCAAAUUGGUAUCGAUGCAAGAUUUCCACGUGUUUGGUCAUGUCGCUCUCCCAGUGCAAUAUCUAGAUAGGGCAGUGGUAACAGCGAAACGAGCACCAGAAGAAGUGGACUUUAGAGUGGGCUGGGCGGAGAUGGACUUCGGGUUCACGGGCAUCUGGCACUGGCGGUCGUUACUGAACUUUGUGUACGUCUACAAGCUGUACACGCCGCUCGACGGCUUCGAGGAAAACGGUCUCGUACUUAAAAAUGUCUUCGGUAACGGGCUCGACACUGAACUCUCCAUGCGACUGUCCAAACACAAGUUCGGCAUAGCGAUCCUUCUGGUCGACAACGGCAAGGGGUUGCUAGACGUUCUAAAUGAUCGCUUUCGACACAAGCCCGGCGACCCGGAUAUGUUUGUAGAAAAUUUCGACACUACAGCCAGUGUUGUGCUUGAUACACUGUAUUAUCCUACAAUAACAUUCCAUUCGCAUAUGAUGAAGUUUGUUGGACCUGAUGAAGAGGAUAUUCUUGAAGCAAAUGCUACGUUGUGUUUGCCUGAAAAACCACCUAUAGUUUUAACCGAUGUAUUUAUUUUGGAGCAAUAUACAGUGAUGAGAAAUACAUUAAACCUAGUUACACCGUUCCAAGCUAUAAAAGAGUUAAAAUCUGUAUAUACGGUGGAUAUUACGCUCGGGGAAAAAUUCAAUGUGACAUGCGUCGCCUUACUCUAUAAUGGAACCUACUGGCAUGAGAUUUCUUACAAAAUUUUCUAUGAAUACGAAUGCGGUGAGGAUGACGCUUACCAGUCGUAUUUAGCUUCUGUUGGUAUAGCAACCCCAUUGGCAGUGUUGCCAGGUUUAGAGGCAAGAGUCUCAGCCAGACUAGAAGACGCUUUGUGGAAAAUGGGAGCCGAUAUUGCCAUGCCAUCUUUCUCUGUCACUGCUGUCGCUAGGCUUGAGCUGGACGAUCCAUUUGUUGAGACAUCGGGCAGUCUGAAUCUUACGUCGGUGUAUUUAGAGGACUAUUUCAUAAAAAUGGAAUUUAAAAAGGACUUCUCUGACGUUGAGAGUAUGGUUGGGGGCGGCAUUCAGAUUCAACAAGGCGAUCAAAAUAAUUAUCUAUUCGCGGACGCAGUGUGGCGACCGCCGCCAUCGCGACACGUGCGGUUCAAAGCUCGCGGGGCUUUAGUGCCAGUGCUGGCGCCUUCUGACCUGCUGCUGCAGUACAGUGACGAGAACACCCAGAAGACCCUCACCUUGGACUUCACUACAGCAGAAAACUAUUAUUCCUUGAAAGCAGACCAGAGACCGACCUCGCUCAGUGUAGCGCUAAGCAGUCCGCACAAAGGAUUCAGAGCAAUGAAAAUAAUCACCAAAUUCGACAAGGAUGACGUAAUUGGAUCGUUUGUUACGGAUACGACGGAAUACAGUAUUACUGGCAAAGUACUUAACAGGCAGCCGCUUGAAAUCUCGCUGGUCCUGAUUCCCAAAGGCCAAGGGCAACAGAUCAGAGUACGAAUGAAGUUCGAGGCGAGUCGCACUGUGUACGGACUAUCCGCGCACGUCGUGGGCCCGGUGGAAGCCACUGUACACGCCAAAGUGGAACUGGAGAGCAACUUCACCGAUAUUAAUUUCAAAGUGGACAUGCCGCAAGUUAAGGAUAAAGAGAUUUUCUUUAAAUCCCGCGUGGAUUCAUACCCUGGACUAAGGAGAGUGAUGAGCGUUCAAGCCUCCACUCCGCUGAAGAAACUGGGCUAUUUGAAAGGAGAUACCGACUUUGUAUUUGGGCCAAAGACGGGAUAUCUUCUAUGCAAAUAUGAAUUGCCCGAUAUGAAAGGCAACGGCGACCUCAAAUGGAGUUUCCUGUUGGGCGAUUUGUAUAUCAGGGCGCUGGGACAGCAACUAGUGCGGCAACUACAGAAGAGUGUGGACCUAGACAUCUUCUUCGGUAACAGUACGACGCCCGAUAAACUUGUCAAAACCAACGCCGGGUUUAGAAUGGACCUCGAUCGUGUCUGGCAGAUUGGCGCCAACGCUUCAUUCGGGUACAUACCGGACAAACGCAUCAAUUUAAUCAUAAAUGCGAUCCUCCCUAAGCCUAACGUGGACGUGCACACAUUGUACAUCGACGGCGAUAUGGGGACGAGCGAGAAGCCCGAGAAAGUUCUAGAAGCAGAGUACAGGACUGACGUUACCAAGAUUGUUACUGCUAUUAGAGGAAAGAUUCUUAGUCUAGAAGAAAGCUUAGACUCCAACGCGAGGAUAACCUGGACAUCGAACUCCGAAUAUAAAGACGUGGACAAUAUUUUAUCUUACAAAUGGGAUGUGAACGGAUCAAAGCACGUCGACUACACUCUCACCACACCACUGUACGUUAAAGAGCCUACUUUCAACAUAAAGGGUUCGUACCAAAAAGAUAUGGUACAUGGAUACCAGAUACUCAAGGGUACUAUGCAUCGUCCGGGCAGCAGUCAGAUCGGCGAGCUGGACCUCCGCUACGGCGGCUUCAAGCACACAGACGGACAUUUCAACCUCAGCACACCGUUCCAUAAGCUGCCGUGGCUGAAAUCUAUAUUCGAUAUCAACAAUUUGGAAGAGUAUUCGGACAACAAGGUGGACCUGUUCUGGCCUAAUAAAUCCGCCUCGGUAAACACAACUCACGUUUACACGAAACGCGAGAGUGGCUUCACGCAAACCGGCGUGAUAUCGUUGUCAGUUCCAUUGAACACCCAACACCUCGUCAACACGCAGUACUACUACGUAGAGGACGACAAAUCGAGCAAUGGAAAUGCUACAAUUGAUUUUGAUCACGAGCGAUUCGCCCAGGGUUCCUUCGUACAGGUUUUAAGCAAGAGCGAAAGGAAUUUGGACCUUUCUACCACCAACAUAGAAGUCGAAAAUAUUCACACGCCUGUUGGUAUUAAGUACAUACACGAAUUUGACGACACUGGAAACAUUGACGUGAAACAAGCGACCAUCUUCCACCUCCAGAACGCGACGAAGUUCAACGUUACAGGCAAAUUGGACGUCUUGAACUACGAUAUAGGCAAAAAGUUGAAACUGACCGCUAUACACGGUAACCGAACAUGGAGUUUCGACAAUAAAUACGAAACCUUGGAGAAACAGUUGACUCAAGGCAGCAAAAUCCAAUGGGCGGAGGACGUUUGGAUCGACUACGAUAUACACGUCACUAAUAUGAGCGUGGAGGACACGGAAUCCCAGGAGCUAGUAAUGAAGUUGCGAUACCCGCUGCGUUCGCUGAGCGUGGCGGCGCUGUACCGGCUGCAGGACUCGCUGCUGGAGGGUGACGCGCGCCUGCUGUGGAACGUGCGCGAGGAGAACAAGACUGCGCACGUGCGAGCGCGCUGGGACAACCCCCCCACUGAGGAGGGAAAUUUGCACGACGUCUAUCUCGCUCUCUCGCACCCCUCCUUCAAAAAGGACGUAACUAUAAAAGGCCAGUACCUAACCACACCGGCGGUAAUGUCAAACCUAUCCAUCGAGCUACAGUAUUCGGACUACGAGACCGAAUAUUUAAAACUACAAUCUAUUCUAACGGACAAUUCGAAUGGACCGAUUAGAGACUACAAGUUCGCGCUGACCUGCACACAUCCGUCCACGAACUUGGCCCUGGACAUGAAGUCCGAUAUAAAUAUACAGAGCAAGUGGUACUACAUGAACACAUUCUACAGAUUCCAAAAGUCGCUGUUUUAUGAGAAGUUGCGACAACAUAAAAUGCUGAUCGACAUGAACAAGAGUGCAGUUAACUGGGAGCGCGCAAAUGAAACGUACUACUAUAAGGUGAACGGUUCUUGGGAGUUGGUUUAUCCAUUCUACAGAAUAAACGGUCUCGUGUUACAUCCUAAUGGUAACGACACAGUAUUUGGUGAGCUGUCUAUGGUUGACAAAUCACUCAUAGGUCACUACAAUAGCACAGAUGAUAUCUCCUACCACUUAAUUGGUAAGAUCGUAGAUACUCGAUCUGCAAAACUAAACGCUUGGCGCGAUUUUGAUGACGUCUCAACCGUCGAUUUAGCUUCAUACAUUCGUCUGAACCAUUCCCGGCUUCUAACCAGCUCUAUAAUCUGGCGACCUCAAAUAUUCAGCGAGAUCAAAUCACAAGCUCUCUAUACAUUGAAGCUUUUGUAUUCGCAAGUGAAUGAAACGCUAAUGAUAAUUAAAGAAGCGCCGAUGGAAUCUCAUCUUGCGUUGAGAGCCAUUUGGAUCGACGCUAAACCGCGCAUCAGAGAUUUCUUGGACGAUUUGAACGACUUGCACGUAAUCAAGGACGACUUAGAUGAAUUCGAACGCUUCCUAAACGAGUCAUACAACAACAAUGACUUCUAUGUCAAGGAUGUUGUCGAGUUCACGUACUAUGUGCUAGACGAAAUGGCCAUAAGAAACCAUUUAGAGGGCUUGCCCGGCUUCGUGAACGAUAUGUGGGGCAUGAUGGGCAAUACAAGCCAGUCUAUCAAGCAAAGCCUGACGUACAUCGUUGAUACCAUCAAAAUGGCCUAUUCGAACUUUUUAGAAUCCGUCAAUAAGGUGCUAGAGGCAGAUUUUAUGGAAUUGGUCUCCGAAAGACUUGAAGCGAUGAUUUUGCAGUACGACAACUUUGUAAGGGACCUGCAUAUGAAACUUCUGGAGUAUUGGGAGGAAACCUGGGUGAAUGCGACAUCGAGAUUAUCAAUUUAUUGGCACGAGUUAUUAAAGUCGAUCGAACCGUUGUUCUUUAAAAUAUUGCAUUACACGGAAUCCUUUGUAUUCACGGUCUGGAAAGGCGUUAUGGAUUUCUUCUACAACAGAACUCAGGAGUUGACUGAUUCACCAUAUUUCAAUUACGUAUCGACCUUCGGACACGAGAUGGAUAAGAUAUACAAAGACUUAGUGAACAAUGAUCUCAUUACAAACAUUAAGAAGUACAGUAAAAAGCUUUGGAAUGUGGUAUGGAGCAAGAUAGAGAAGUACAUACCGUUUAAAGACGAGUUUAAGCAGCUGUACGCCGAAUUUAGGAAUGCCUGGGAAAACUUCUUGAAGACGCCUCAAGUCGUUUACGUUAUCGAAAAGUACAACGAAGCCUACGUACGACUGAAAUGGUGGUAUGACUAUUUCUUGAUAGGUGAAGCCUUGGAAAAAGUAUGGGAGAUAUUGUAUGCAAAGCUCACCGACAUGGCUAAAACGGCGCUUCAAUAUGAAGAGUUACACCGUACACCGAAAACAAACUUCAUAUUCGAUCCUCACGUAGGCGAAAUCCUUCUAGAGCAGAAGCUGCCGAUGUCUUGGCAUGCGUUCAACCGCACGCCGGACUUCUCUGAGAUCGCGGAGUACCGAGCUGUUAGAGACUUUAUGGACGACUGGCUCAUUUCCAACAGGAGUAUCUGGUCCUACUACUACGAGAUACGACCCUAUAUGGACCUUGAUAAUGUCGUGCCACCCUUCACCGGGAUGGCAAUGAUGACAGCGCAAGGAACUCUCGUAACAUUCGAUAAGCAAGUGUUCACUAUAUGUGAAGGCGGCACCUUCCUGCUCACGAAGGACUACCGCAAUAACAACUUCACGGUGCUGAUGGAGAGCAACGAACAAGGCCUGUACGAUCUGGUCGUGCUGACCAAGAGGAACCUGAUAUACGUCGACUUGUACAAGGAGCAAGUGUCGCUGGGCCGCGACAGUCCUCUGACCUUGCCAGCUGUAGUCGAGGAAUGGCUAGUGGACCGACAAGCAGACUUGCUGAUAAUAGAGGGCCGCAGUGAACUGGACGUUCAAUGCAAUCUCCUGUUCCGCACUUGCAAGCUGCAAGUUUCUGGUUGGCACUAUGCCACUUUGGGCGGCUUACUGGGCACGUACAACAACGAGCAGUACGAUGAACAACAGCUUCCGAACGGAACGUUAAACGCCAACGUGCCUACACUUGCCAAAGGAUGGAGUCUGCGGACUGGCGCUGCACCCGCGUACACCCGGCAACUCAGUAACGACACACAAUGUGAUAAGUUCUUCAGCAACAAGGUGUCCCCGCUGCAUCCCUGCUUCACAGUUAUCGACGCUCAGCCGUUCCACGAAGAAUGCAUGCGCGGAAUCGACGCAUGCGCGUUGGCGAACGCGUACCUCGAGCUAUGCGCACAACAACACGUGCCCACCCACAUACCCGACCAUUGCGUGCAAUGCACGACAGCACAAGGGGACGUGGUUGAAGAAGGCUCUUUCGUUCAGUUAGAGAGUCCGCCCAAUUCGACAGACGUGGUAUUCGUUAUAGAAGCCGAGCAGUGCAACAAGAACAUACGAAAAGCGAAGAAUAUAGAUCUGUUCAUAGAGGCGUUCGAUAGCAAACUACAGGGAAGUGGCUUCUCUGAUAAUAGGUACGCGGUAGUGGUGUACGGCGGGCGCGGCGUAUUCCGGCGGCCGCGCGCGCUUUACGUGCGCAACCGCCUGUUCGCGGACGCGGUGGCCGUGCCCGCGCACUUCGACGCCUUCCACAUUGAGAAAGGGAAUGGAAGCGAGGGUAGUGGUGCGGAGGCGGACGUGUUCGAGGCGUUGCGGUUCGCGAGCGCUCUACCGCUGCGCGCCGCCGCGCCACGCGCGCUGCUGCUGCUGCCGUGCGCACGAUGUCGCGCCGCCGCCAUGCACCUGGACUACUCGACAAUUUACCACAACCUGAUGGAGAACUCUAUCACCCUGCAUAUUCUAAUGAACGACGAAUUUACGCUCUCGAAAAAACGGGUCGCUAAAUAUCUGUUUGGUGUAGAUAGUACAUUGGCGUACACAAACAAGGAUUACGAAAGGCUCGUGGGAGACUUUGGGCUGCGGAAACAAGUGAAAUUACCAAAAGACAAAUUAGGAAUGUGUACGUCCCUCGCUAUGGAGACGAAUGGCAGCGUGUGGGCGGGCGCGAAGUUGUCCGGCGAGCGCGGCGCAGCGCGGAGGUUCGCGACGGUAGUGGGAGCGCGCGCUGCUCGCUCCGCCCGCGCCUGCGCGCCCGCGCGCUGCGAGUGCCGCGCCUCGCGCCUGCACUGCCGCCCCUGCCGCGACACCGACCCCUUGGAGCUGUCUUUCUGGAACUCUGACGAUAUCGACGAGUUGAUUGACCUGGCGAUGGAUCCUCCCAACCUACCUUCGUUUAGAUGA
Parnassius apollo (apollo) is the source of this 12495-nucleotide messenger RNA. The record is from the annotation of a GenBank genome assembly. Lineage: Eukaryota; Metazoa; Arthropoda; Insecta; Lepidoptera; Papilionidae.